UUCGUGUAAACACUGUAAACAAAGCAUCCUCCGGCUGCCCCCGAAGUAAUUUGACAGUUAAACUCUUUCAAAUGGAACCUGUAUCGAAAAAAGUGAAGCUUGGCUCCGGUACGAGUGACGACAAACAAAUCGAUCCCGAAGAAGACGAGAAACAAGAAUCGCUGCCAGUGGUUUUAAACUAUGAUGAAUUGAGAACAGUAUUCAAGUUUAUGAAAGCCAUUGAUGUUUUGAGAGCAGCUCAAGUUUGCAAAUCCUGGAAAGUCGCUGCUUACGAUGAGGUGGAAAGUAGACAAUAUCCCGAGUAUAUUGUUGAACAAUUUCAAAGUGUCGGUAGUUCAAGACGCAAACAAAUCUGUAACAAACAGAAGGUGAAAAAGGUCCAUUUGCUAGCUAUAGAUUUGAGUAUCAAGCCUCAUCUUGGUUUUAUUUUCAUGAGAACAAAUGUGCACAAGAAGAAGGGCGUCACAACGUGGGAUCCAAAUCUGUACUUCUUUAAUGGUCUCCCAUCAAGCUGCACGCCUCUUAUGAUUUCAAGUGCUUAUGAUAUUGUUGCCAAUCACGAAGAUACGAAUGAAAAAAAUACUGUUGUAGCAACUUUUUUACCGAAAAUUCCAAACUUAUCAGUGGACAGGCAUAAUAUAUCUUUUACAGAAGGACAUAUAAAUAUAAAGAAAGAGAAAGCUUUGUUAAAAAAAUUUUUUGAGGACUCUGUGUGGAAUUGUAAUCAACAGUCCAAGUGUGUCAUCUUAUUGACAACUGGAGAGGCUUGCGAACUGUCGAAAUAUGCAACCGAAUAUUUUCAAAGCAUGUAUAAACCAGGAACAGUUGCUCUGUGGGGUGGAGUUGCUGCAAAUCUAACAAAUUGUUCAUCCAAACAGUAUGCUGCGUGUUCUAAUGUGGUCCCACCAUGUUUAACUCCUAUUGUAUGUGGGGUUUUAUGCAUAUCAAGUCCUUCUUUACAAUCUUGGUCUAUUGUACUGCCCGAAUCUUGUACCUCCAAAAGUGAAAUGGAAAAACGAUUGCGGGCUUUCAAAGAGAACAUUCAGCUGAAGAAAUAUUCUUUAGCCUUGAUGUGCGCUUGUGUCGCUCGGGAGGGUAACACGCAUACAGAAAUCCGAACGUUCAAGGAAGUAUUUCCGGGGAUCGACCUGGUUGGUUUUCUUGGUGAUGGAGAGUAUGGCUUAGAUACAUUAAAUAAAGAACGAGAUAAGAACCUGGAGCUCUCAUAUUCAACUGUUUUUCUUAUAUUAACUUAUGAAUGAAAAACUCAAUAACCCAAGUCUAAUCACAGUUAAAAUGGUAAAAGAGAUGUUCUAUAUUUUGUAAAAGGCUGGCACUUUAUUACUCAGACAGUAGACAAGUAACGAGCUAUCGAUGUGAAUUAUGGAUCAAGGAAGAUUUUCUUUAAAAAUUGGCUGUCCUGCUGGAUUACUUGAUACUGCCUGUAGCUGACUAUGAACAAAAAUAUUGUUUAUAGAACAAAAUUAAUAUUUUCAUGAAAAUUUUGUAGGUAAAUGUUAAAUAAAUCUACGAAAACAACGACCAAGUGCUCAACGCAUCCCAUUCGGCGUCUAACGUCUCCCAUUUUGUCCGAGAAAUCAACGUAAAAAAAAAAAAUGUUCUUCAUUGCAUGCAAUUGCACAAAUCUUCUGAUACGUUGCUUCGCCUAAAAUAAGAGCCAGACGCAGUGAAUGUAAAUAAAGGUGUAAGGAUGAUUUUGGAUAA
This is a messenger RNA of Copidosoma floridanum, 1725 nucleotides long. RefSeq lists its product as uncharacterized. NCBI's taxonomy places the organism in Eukaryota, Metazoa, Arthropoda, Insecta, Hymenoptera, Encyrtidae. The record is from RefSeq and is a predicted model, not a curated record. Gene Ontology annotation, molecular function: protein binding. Gene Ontology annotation, biological process: protein polyubiquitination; positive regulation of proteasomal ubiquitin-dependent protein catabolic process.